Molecule: messenger RNA, 732 nt
Organism: Clonostachys solani
Lineage: Eukaryota; Fungi; Ascomycota; Sordariomycetes; Hypocreales; Bionectriaceae
Source: the annotation of a GenBank genome assembly
AUGGAUCGUUUGAGGAAACCUAUCCGUUGGCUUAGCAAGCUAACAGCGAAGAAGAAGAACCCAGUUUACGAUGGCGAGUUCGAGUUUUCCCAAGAGUUUGGUCUGCUGUCCAGGCCACCCAUGACCAACUCGAGGAUCGAAUCUCCCGAACCGACGGCUUUCCCAGAAACGCUCACGGGGGGAACUGCCCAGCGCAAGGCCACGGCUGAUAUCUUGCGGGACACGCUCCGCGGCAGGAUCCUGCUAGACGAUCACCCGAGUUACUGGGAUCGGCGGUUCUUCGACACCAAGGCCAUAAACUACUUCGCGCCCGUGUUCAGCCGCGUCUGCCUGUUCCCCCCCGAGGAGCGGGAGGCCGUCAUGGAGGAGUGCGGCCCGCUGUUCGAGAGGCUGGAGGCGAGCAUCAGGGACGCGGCGGAUAGCAUCUCCGCGGGCGAGAUGACGUGCAGCAGGAACAGCACGGCGCGUGUGAGGAGCUACCUGGAUAAGUUGACGGACCUGCACAUGACGCGGCUUGAUGUUGUCAAGGGACGGUACGAUGAUCGGAUGAAGGACUGGAGGGAGGACCGGAGGCGAGUCUCGGUCUUGGAGGUCGAGAGGGAGGGCAUGAGAGGCAUGAUGCUGGGCACGGUUACAAGAGGAUACCACUUUAUUCCAUAUUCUGGAUACAAGGCCUAUAGCCCGGAGGAGGAGUCAAAGUACGCUGGUCAGUGGUUGGAGUCUUUGGGCUAA